Messenger RNA from Mangifera indica (mango), 2973 nucleotides. RefSeq lists its product as uncharacterized. Gene Ontology annotation, molecular function: hydrolase activity, hydrolyzing N-glycosyl compounds. The transcript has 13 exons. The coding region runs from base 182 to 2845 and encodes 887 amino acids. NCBI's taxonomy places the organism in Eukaryota, Viridiplantae, Streptophyta, Magnoliopsida, Sapindales, Anacardiaceae. The record is from RefSeq and is a predicted model, not a curated record.
AGAAUCUUAAUCCUGUACUUAAAACUUCUUCUUCUUCAGUAAAGAGGGUAUUAACUGUGCUUUUACCCCUUUCUGAUCACGUGAUUUAUUCCAUAAUAUAUAAGUUUAUCAAUUCAUUUGUUAUAUUUAACAAGUUUGGAGGGAAAAGCUUGGUGGGUCGUGAUUGGAGCAGAGUUAAGAAAUGUUCUGGCAAAGAAAUUUCUGGUUGGCUAUAACGUUGAUAGUAGGAGUUUUUGUUGUGUUUGGAAAUGAUUUGUUCACUGUGGAGAGUAGGCCAUAUCGAAUUCUUGUGGAUACAGAUGUCGAUACUGAUGAUUUCUUCGGUCUUUUGUACCUCUUGAAGCUUAACAGAUCCGAAUUUAAACUGGAGGCAAUCACCAUCAGCUCAAAUGCAUGGAGUAAUGCUGGUCAUGCUGUGAAUCAUAUCUAUGACAUGCUUUACAUGAUGGAUCGCGAUGACAUUACCGUUGGAAUGGGAGGAGAAGGGGGGAUUUUAGAAGAUGGAACUAUACUUUCAGAUGUUGGUGGAUAUCUUCCUAUUAUUGAGCAGGGCAAUACAACAGCAGGAUAUUGCAGAUACAGACAGGCUAUUCCUGUUGGUCUAGGAGGAAGAUUAGAUAUUGAUUCUAAUUUUGGUUUACGGAAAAAAUUCCUGCCCCAGGGCAGCAGGAGGUAUACGCCUCUUCAACAACAGACCGUGCAGCAAGUGUUGAUUGAUAAAGUAUCUGCAGGUCCUAUUAGUAUAAUAAUGCUAGGAGCUCACACAAAUAUUGCUAUUUUCCUAAUGAAGAACCCACAUUUGAGGAAAAAUAUUGAGCAUAUUUAUGUUAUGGGUGGUGGGGUGAGGUCUGGAAAUCCAACAACUUGCCAGCAGCCAGAGUGUGGUGACCCCGGAAAUUUGUUCACUGGCUUCAGCAGUAACCCUUAUGCAGAGUUCAAUAUAUUUGGAGACCCUUUUGCUGCAUAUCAGGUGUUUCAUUCUGGUAUCCCAGUCACACUUGUUCCUCUAGAUGCUACAAAUACCAUCCCCAUAAGUGCGAAAUUCUUUGAAGUUUUUGAGCAAAGUCAGAGUACUUAUGAGGCACAAUAUUGCUUCCAGUCCUUGAAAAUGGCUCGUGAUACUUGGUUCAGUGGUCAUUUCUACUUGAGUUUUACCAUGUGGGAUUCCUUUACGGUGGGUGUGGCAGUCUCAAUUAUGCGAAAUUCACACAAAAAUGAUGGUCAGAAUGAAUUUGCAGAAAUGGAGUACAUGAAUGUAACUGUUGUUACUUCAAAUAAACCUUAUGGGAUAUCUGAUGGGUCAAAUCCUUUCUUCGAUCGCCGAAAAGUUCCGAAGUUCAAUCUAAAGAAAGGUGGAGUUCAUAGCGGUCAUGUCCAAACAGGACUUCGCGAUCCGUUUUGCAUUGUCAAGAAAGGGAAAGGGAAAUGCAAGGAUGGAUACACAGAAGAGGUAAAUAGUGUUGAUGCGGUGCGCAUUCUUGUUGCUACGAAGGCAAAACCAAGUCAGGAUGCUGGAAGCAUACUGGACAGAGAAUUUUAUAAAAGCUUCCUAGAUGUUCUUAAUCAACCUCAACACAGUGGAAGGUUCAAUAUAACAACACAAUUUCCCUACUAUAAGGAAGUUCUUUACAAACCAAAUUUUGGUGCCCAAAAGCUGGGGAAGCCUGUUGUCUUUGAUAUGGACAUGAGUGCUGGAGAUUUUCUAGCACUAUUCUAUCUCCUUAAAGUACCUGUGGAAGUGAUCAAUCUCAAGGCAGUAAUAGUAAGUCCAACUGGCUGGGCAAAUGUUGCAACAAUAGAUGCUGUUUAUGAUCUACUGCAUAUGAUGGGUCGAGACGACAUUCUAGUUGGCCUAGGAGAUGUAUUUGCAAUGAAUCAAUCUGAUCCUGAUGUCAAGAGUGUUGGAGACUGCAAGUAUACUAAAGCCAUCCCACAAGGAAGCGGUGGAUUUCUAGACUCAGACACUCUCUAUGGCCUUGCCCGCGAUAUGCCCCGAAGUCCAAGAAGGUAUACAACAGAAAACUCUGUAAAAUUUGGAGCUCCUCGGGAUACCGCUCACCCAGGACUUAGACAACCUCUGGCAUUGGAAAUAUGGGAUUCCAUAGCACAAACACUUGAUCCGGGGUCCAAGAUCACCAUAUUGACCAAUGGACCCCUGACUAAUUUAGCCAAAAUUAUUUCAUCUAGGAAAAAUUUGACCUCUCUAAUUCAGGAUGUGUACAUUGUUGGAGGACACAUUAGCCUUGAUAACUUAGACACAGGAAAUGUCUUUAGCAUUCCUUCCAACAAAUAUGCUGAAUUCAAUAUGUUUCUUGACCCUUUGGCUGCAAAUACAGUCUUUAACUCAACACUAAACAUCACACUCAUCCCACUCGGCACUCAGCGCAAAGUCAGUUCAUUUCCUAGUAUCCUUAGAAGCCUGCAACUCACAAACAGGACACCUGAAGCCAGGUUUGCUUGGCGUUUGCUGUCAAGGCUACAUUCUUUGCAACAGAGCCACCAUCGAUACCAUCACAUGGAUACAUUCUUAGGGGAAAUUCUUGGUGCAGUAGUGUUGACUGAUUAUCAUUCAUCUCUGAAGCCAAUUUUUGAAGUAAAAUCCAUCAGGGUUUUUGCCGAAGGAGAUGAAUCCAAAGAUGGACAAAUUUUGGUUGAUAGGAAGAAAGGAAAACUUGUCAAAGUAGUGGAAAAUUUGGACCCACUUGCUUACUAUAAUGUAUUUGCAAAUGGACUUGGUAGCAAAAAGCAGAGUGCUGCCAUAGGAAGCUUUGAUGAACAAAGAAGAACUUGGAAAACAAAACCAAGAAAUCAAACAGAUAAGUUUAACUUACAGCUAUUGGAUUAAUUAUACUCUGACCACAGGAAUAGAAUUUUUUUUCCCUUUUUCAUUCUACAGAUAAAGCAGUUUCAGUUGUAACAAUUGCUAAUAUUCUUCUUCAAAAAUCUUCAAAUAAAGCAGUUUCCAUUGUGACA